CAUCUGUCUGCACAGUGAUUGCUAAGCGUCUCCCGGAGCGCUCGCAAUCAUGGGUAAGACUCGCGGUCUUGGAGCCGGACGUAAGCUUCGCACACACAGGAGGAAGAACCUCUGGGCAGACAAGGACUACAAGAAGAGUCACUUGGGCAAUGAGUGGAAGAAGCCCUUUGCUGGCGCAUCUCACGCCAAGGGCAUCGUGCUAGAGAAGAUCGGAAUUGAGGCGAAGCAGCCCAACUCUGCUAUCCGCAAGUGCGCGCGUGUGCAGCUGAUCAAGAACGGAAAGAAGAUCGCAGCCUUUGUGCCCAACGAUGGUUGCUUGAACUUCAUUGAGGAGAACGACGAGGUGCUUAUUGCUGGUUUCGGUCGACGAGGUCACGCCGUUGGAGAUAUUCCAGGAGUCAGAUUCAAGGUGGUGAAGGUGGCUGGAGUGUCCCUCUUGGCGCUUUUCAGGGGCAAGAAGGAGAAGCCGCGUAACUAGAUCAACCAUGUCCCAAUGCAGGUCUCGAGCCAGUGCAGUCUGCUAGCCGGACACUCCACUGGGAUUCUCUCUCAAGCAAGCUUAGUGUUUGGCGGGAGCCUGUCAGGCUGCAGAAGGACACUGGUGGCUUGUACCAACACAGCACUGUGGGCGUGUGUUUCUGAGCGACCAGGCAUGCUGUGCCUGAGUUGCUGCGGGGGCAAAUCCUGACCUAGCAACGCUUCUAGUAGUUGCUGAGGAAAGACUCUUUCUGGGCUUCUGCGUACUGACCUGAGAAGCCUGAGAUGCGGAGGACAAGCAGGAACUUCUCGCUGAAUACGCUGGCAAUGCAAAGGCUCAUGCCUCAAGGAGCAAUCUUUGCUAUUCGAUGUAUGGCGUUAUGUAAGCUUCAUAUUGUCAGUCAAU
Messenger RNA from Coccomyxa subellipsoidea C-169, 883 nucleotides. Its product is annotated as ribosomal protein S23 component of cytosolic 80S ribosome and 40S small subunit. Gene Ontology annotation, biological process: translation. Gene Ontology annotation, molecular function: structural constituent of ribosome. Gene Ontology annotation, cellular component: cytosolic small ribosomal subunit; ribosome. Bases 50 to 478 code for a protein of 142 amino acids. NCBI's taxonomy places the organism in Eukaryota, Viridiplantae, Chlorophyta, Trebouxiophyceae, Coccomyxaceae. The record is from RefSeq and is a predicted model, not a curated record. The transcript is spliced from 5 exons.